CUAAUUCUCUAGCUUAGAGCGGGAGAUAAAAAAAUUUCUUGCUUUUUCUCUCUCCGUUUUCUGUCUGCACCAAAAGGCUCUUUCUUCCAGAAAUUCCCUCAACUCUAUCUCGAUUUUAAUCGGUGAAGUGAAGGUUUCUUUUUAUUACUUCAUUUUGGUUUCCGUAGAGUCUCUCUUCUCUGCUCCUUAGAUCUGGGCUUGUUUUCAUUUUCAGACCCUCUUCUAUUCUAGCCAAUCCAGGAAUGGGGUAUAUAGGAUCACAUGGAGUAGCAGCACUUCACAGAUAUAAGUACAGUGGAGUUGAUCACUCUUACGUUGCUAAAUAUGUGUUGCAACCCUUUUGGAGUCAAUUUGUUAACUUCUUCCCUCUUUGGAUGCCACCCAACAUGAUCACCCUUACAGGAUUCAUGUUCUUGGUUACUUCAGCACUGCUUGGCUAUAUAUAUUCGCCUCACUUGGAUAUGGCUCCACCAAGAUGGGUUCACUUUGCACAUGGAUUACUUUUAUUUUUAUAUCAGACUUUUGAUGCUGUUGAUGGGAAACAAGCACGACGGACAAAUUCCUCAAGCCCAUUGGGAGAACUUUUUGACCAUGGAUGUGAUGCGCUUGCAUGUGCAUUUGAAAGCAUGGCUUUUGGUAGCACUGCAAUGUGUGGAAGGGACACUUUCUGGUUUUGGGUUAUUUCUGCUGUUCCAUUUUACAGCGCAACAUGGGAACACUUUUUCACAAAUACUCUUAUUCUUCCUGCAAUUAAUGGACCAACUGAGGGUCUGAUGCUAAUAUAUGUAGCUCAUUUUUUCACAGGACUAGUUGGUGCUGAGUGGUGGGCUCAGCAAUUUGGGAAGUCUUUGCCCUUUCUAAGUUGGGUUCCAAUUAUCAGUGAAAUCCCAACUUUCAGAGCUGUGCUGUUUCUAAUGAUAGCUUUUGGUGUUAUUCCGACAAUUGCAUUCAAUGUGUGCAAUGUCCACAAGGUUGUUCAGGCAAGAAAAGGCAACAUGUUACUGGCAUUAGCCAUGCUUUACCCUUUUAUUGUGCUCAUGGGAGGUGUCUUGGUGUGGGAUUAUCUGUCUCCAUCUGAUAUAAUGGGAAACUAUCCUCAUUUAGUUAUUCUGGGGACUGGACUCGCAUUUGGAUUUCUUGUGGGAAGGAUGAUUCUGGCCCACUUGUGUGAUGAGCCAAAGGGAUUGAAAACUAACAUGUGCAUGUCAUUAUUAUAUCUACCAUUUGCCAUUGCAAAUGCACUCACUGCCAAACUGAAUGAUGGAGUUCCUUUGGUUGAUGAGUUCUGGGUUCUUCUUGGUUACUGCUUAUUCACAGCGGGACUCUAUUUACACUUUGCCACAUCAGUCAUUCAUGAAAUCACAACAGCCUUGGGCAUUAAUUGCUUCAGGAUAACUAGGAAGGAAGCUUGAAAAAAGAUUGCAGGUUCUGAUUUUGGUGGUUUGGGCUGCUUUUGAUUAAUGGGAAUUCUGUAUUCACAAUUAAUGAUUCAGUUGGCAAGCCAGGAGCGAUGCAGCCAAAAAUUGAUGAUUUGGCACAUCUAUCUUUGUUGGUUUAACAUUGAUAACAUUGAAGGGGUUGUUACUGGAUUCAGGCCACCACAUCUGGUUCAACCAUAUUGUUUAUUUAGUAUCACAGUAGAGGGGGCAAUUUGAGGCAUGCAUAAAUUUUAUGAUAAUCUAUGUUUUUCUUUUUUUUUUCCUUUCUCUUUGGGUUGGAGGUAGGAUUGCUGUGUGAUGCGUGGUAGGAUGAGUUUAGGAACUGAUGGUAGCAGGGAUUGGGUAUGAUUAUAAUAGUUAAAAGCAUCUAAUUGUUUACAGCAACUGGGUUAAUGGCAACAGCCAAGUCAGAUCUUAUACGAGCUUCUUCUAUACGACUUGCAUUUUUUAUUA
Molecule: messenger RNA, 1892 nt
Organism: Manihot esculenta (cassava)
Lineage: Eukaryota; Viridiplantae; Streptophyta; Magnoliopsida; Malpighiales; Euphorbiaceae
Product: choline/ethanolaminephosphotransferase 1
Exons: 20
Coding region: 243-1412 (389 amino acids)
Biological process (GO): phospholipid biosynthetic process
Cellular component (GO): membrane
Molecular function (GO): phosphotransferase activity, for other substituted phosphate groups
Source: RefSeq, a predicted model, not a curated record